Molecule: messenger RNA, 2037 nt
Organism: Rhododendron vialii
Lineage: Eukaryota; Viridiplantae; Streptophyta; Magnoliopsida; Ericales; Ericaceae
Product: beta-hexosaminidase 1
Exons: 15
Coding region: 178-1851 (557 amino acids)
Biological process (GO): carbohydrate metabolic process; glycosaminoglycan metabolic process
Cellular component (GO): membrane
Molecular function (GO): beta-N-acetylhexosaminidase activity
Source: RefSeq, a predicted model, not a curated record
CCAGAAGGGGUUGCCGAUUUCUCUGGCAUGAGCCAAACAAUUCCUGCCAAAUAGCACAAACCCAAUCCUAUUCACGUCAACACACCCUAGUCUCGUCCACAGAAUAUCACACCACUCUCUUCUUCAACCCUCUGCUAUACAUUCACUGUCCACCGCAACACCACCCCACUCCCCAAAAUGGCCUCCGAUUCCGCCACACCAAACCCUAGUCCCCUCCUCAUCUGUAUAUACACUGUAUUCUUAUGUAUAUCUGUAUCUACAUCUGUAUCUGCCCUAGUCCAUGCUCAAACCCUAAGCCUGGGGUCCAAACACAAUUCGACCUCACAACUCAAGGACUCUCUCGUGUACCUAUGGCCCCUGCCCGCAGAAUACACGUUCGGCAACGGAACCCUCUCCGUCGACCCCGAUCUCUCGCUCGCUGUUGGCGGCAGCGGUGGGAACUCCGCCAUCGUUAGGGACGCGUUCGAGAGGUACAGAGCGAUUAUUUUCAAGCACGGCCCGUCGAAUUUUAGACCGAUGAAGUCACAUAUCAGUAAAGUUAGGGUUGUUGUCCAUUCCGAUAACGAAGAGCUUCAACUUGGUACGGACGAGAGCUAUUCUUUGAUAGUGGCUGAGAGCGAUGACCGUUCGAUUAUUGCUGAGGCCACGAUCGAGGCAAAUUCUGUUUAUGGAGCAUUGCGUGGGUUAGAGACAUUCAGCCAAUUAUGUACUUAUGAUUAUGAAACAAAAUCCAUACAUAUAUACAAGGCACCAUGGUACGUACGAGACAGACCAAGAUUUGCAUUUCGUGGGCUUCUACUUGAUACUUCAAGGCACUAUUACCCUGUUGAUGUGAUUAAGCAAAUAAUUGAAUCCAUGUCCUAUGCUAAGCUGAAUGUGCUUCAUUGGCAUAUCAUAGAUGAAGAGUCAUUUCCCCUAGAAGUUCCUACAUAUCCAAAGUUAUGGAAAGGGGCAUAUUCAAAGUGGGAACGCUACACCAUUGAGGAUGCUGAUGAAAUUGUCAACUUCGCCAAGAGAAGAGGUAUCAAUGUUAUGGCAGAGGUAGACGUACCUGGUCAUGCAGAGUCAUGGGGUGCUGGGUAUCCUGAUCUUUGGCCUUCAGCUUCCUGCAGAGAGCCUCUGGAUGUUUCAAAAAAGUUCACUUUUGAUUUGAUUGCUGGCAUUUUGACAGAUAUGAGGAAGAUUUUUCCAUUUGAGCUCUUCCACUUGGGCGGUGAUGAGGUUCACACAGAUUGUUGGACCUCAACUCCACAUGUUCAGCAAUGGCUUCGAGAUCACAACAUGACUGCUAAAGAUGCAUAUCAGUAUUUUGUACUCAGAGCUCAACAAAUAGCCAUAUCAAAGAAAUGGACCCCUGUCAAUUGGGAGGAAACCUUCAAUGCAUUCCCAACAAAACUCAACCCGCGGACUGUGGUGCAUAACUGGUUGGGUGCGGGUGUUUGUCCAAAGGCCGUUGGACAAGGUUUCAGAUGCAUUUUCAGCAAUCAAGGUUUUUGGUAUCUUGACCACUUAGAUGUCCAAUGGGAUGGUGUGUAUAAUGCUGAACCACUAGAAGGAAUAAGUGAUGUGUCCGAGCAACAACUUGUUCUUGGAGGAGAAGUGUGCAUGUGGGGUGAGACAGCUGAUCCCUCAGUCGUUCAGCAAACGAUAUGGCCUAGAGCUGCUGCGGCUGCAGAGCGUUUGUGGAGCAAAAGGGAGGCCACAUCUACAAGGAAUAUUAAUAUCACUGCGUUACCUAGGCUGGAAUAUUUCAGAUGUCUAUUGACUAGGCGCGGGGUUCCAGCUGCUCCUGUUAUAAAUUUUUAUGCUCGAAGUCCUCCAAGUGGCCCAGGAUCAUGUUACGAGCAAUAGUUCUGUUGGCCAGUUAGGUAAUUCUUCAAACAUUCUGUACUAGUUAUUGGAUUUUCAGCAGCUAAAUAUCUCUGUUGCUUCAGUGCAAUAUCCCUGUGAGGGUUUAUUAUUCUUUGGGUUGUCAAUAAUGAGAUUGUUAUGGUUCAAAAAAAAAAAAAUUAAUGAGAUCGUUGCUGCUUUCAUGCA